UUUAGUUCAUUUCCGCAGCUGGCGGCGAUGGAAGUACCGCGAUUACGACUGGCAAUUGUGAAGUGAGAUUUUGUUUUUGAAUCGGUAUCGGGAUCAUAUCGCGUAUACGCAUAUGUGUGACGUAGGAUAUAGAGCUCUAUACGGCAUUCGGUGAUUCCAAGGAGUGGAGGGUAUAAGCCUUAAGUUAGCCACCUUGAACUUGGGCCGCUGAUCGCUCAAUUAGAUGCAGGCCAUUCAGUUAGUCGGUCGGUGAGUGAGUGCAUCGCGUAGUGUUUGAAUAUAAAAAUAAAUAAAAGCACCGAAAUAAAAGCUAAAAACUACUGGCGCAGGAAGAGCAGUGCUGCCAAUUGGCGGGCUUGCCAAGGAGAUACUAUACGGAUCCCAUUGGGAAUACAGAAUAUAGAAUACGGAAUAGAGUGAUCAGAACGUCAUGGAGAAGAAGGUCUACCAGGACACAACCCGACCGCUUCCCAGGGUUUCUCGGGCUCGGUACUACAACAAGCACGAUAAGAGCGAUCUGGGCGAGGACUUUGUGGCCCCCGAUGCGGGAUGGGCGUGGCUCGUUUGCGUGGCCGCUGGGGUAUCCAAUCUGUCCAUUUACCCCUGCCUGCAACAGUUUGGCUUUCUGUUCAGGGAGCGCCUUUCCGAUCUGGGGAUGUCCAGUUCCCAGAUCACGGCCAUUAUAAACACAAAUCCAGCCGUAUCGGCCUGUACGGGCCUGCUCAAUGGACCGAUGUUCCGGAGGUUUACCUUUCGGCAGGUGGCCAUGGCCGGCGCGCUCCUCAUCUCCGGCGGCAUCGUACUGACCGCCUUCUGUGAGACCUUUCUGGGCUAUAUGGUGGCCUACGCCCUGCUCUUCGGCUUCGGCAUGGGCAUCAGUGUAUCCGCUUCCUCGCUGGCGAUCAACACGUACUUCCAGCAGAAGCGUCGUCGGGCGGCGGGAUUCUCGUGGACGAUCACGGGCCUGGGUCCGAUCUUCCUGCCCCACCUGGUCACCUUCAUGCUGACCAUCUACGGGGUGCAGGGCACCACCCUGCUCUUCGCCGCCAUCUCGCUGCACGCGUUCGUCUGUGCGCUGAUCUACCAGCCGGUUCGUUACCAUGUGAAGCCGCCGGAGGAUCAGCCGGCGGAUCCGGAGCAGCAGGCGGAGCAGGCCAACCAUUUGUGUGCCCACUGCGCCUGGCAGCAGAAACGCGAGCCGGGCGGCAUCUUCUCCAGCCAGUAUCUGUGCCAGGACGACGAUGCCCAGCGACCGGGCUACGAGAUCUGCGAGCCGGGCACUCCGAUGCUCUCGCGGGCCAACGAUGGUUGGUAUGGAUCGCGGCUCUCGUUGACCUCGGGUCGCCUGCGAUUCCGUACCAUUUCCAGCUCCAAGGAUCUGGAGCAGACGCAGCGGCUCCACUGUCCCAUAAGCGAGGAGCAGAGCGGCCACCAGACCGAUGAGUUCCUGCGACCCAAUAACUUUCGACGCGAGCGGACGGAGACAAAUCUGGAGGCCAAGUUGUGUUGUCGCUGCGUGGAGCGGCGAGAGGAGCAUAAUAAUAACUAUAACAACAAGAGGGAAAGGGAGCCGGAGGAGGUUGAGGUAGAGGAUGCUCCCCUCCACGAUCCCCAGAUGAGUUUCCUGGCCAAGGUGGUGACCUUCUUCGAUCUCGACCUGCUGCGCGACUUCACCUUCGUCAAUCUGGUGGCCGGACUGACGAUAAUCAACUUCGGGGAGCUCAACUUCUCCAUCCUGACGCCCUUCAUCCUGGCCGACUUCGGUUUCGACACGCCGCAGAUCACGUUGGCCAUGUCGCUGCUGGCGGGCCUGGACAUCACCAUGCGGUUCCUGGUGCCCUUCCUCACAGAGAAGAUCCCGUGGGACAACCGGGUCUUCUUCCUCAUCGGCGUGGUGGGCAUCGCCCUCGGCCGCACGGUGGUGGCCUGCACCCGAUCCUACAGCAUCAUCCUCUGCAGCUUCGUGUGGAUCGGCCUCUGCAAGGGGGUGCGCACCAUCUUCUGGCCCCUGAUCAUACCCGGCUAUGUGCCCCUCAACCGCCUGCCAGGAGCCUCGGGACUGCAGCUCCUGAUCUCCGGGCUCUUCACCCUGAUCGGCGGCCCAUUUGUGGGUUUGGUGCGAGAUCGCUACAACUAUUCGGUUACCCUGCACUGUCUCAAUAUGAUGUCCUUCGUGGCGGCGGCCUCUUGGACUGUGGAGGCCUUAGUUCGGCGGCAUCGUCGCAAGCAGCGCCUGGUGGACAGCUGAGGAGGCUAUCAUAAGGCGUUAUCCAACUCAAAGACAUUGUAGCAUAGGAGCCACUUUUUUUUUUGCUAGCCCUAAGGAAAUGUUUUGUAUAAUAAAUGUGCCUUAACAUUAUAUUCCCAGAAGUGUGCCAAGCGGAA
Drosophila subpulchrella is the source of this 2385-nucleotide messenger RNA. RefSeq lists its product as uncharacterized. The transcript is spliced from 5 exons. The coding region runs from base 431 to 2248 and encodes 605 amino acids. NCBI's taxonomy places the organism in Eukaryota, Metazoa, Arthropoda, Insecta, Diptera, Drosophilidae. The record is from RefSeq and is a predicted model, not a curated record. Gene Ontology annotation, molecular function: monocarboxylic acid transmembrane transporter activity. Gene Ontology annotation, biological process: monocarboxylic acid transport; transmembrane transport.